Messenger RNA from Porites lobata, 2337 nucleotides. NCBI's taxonomy places the organism in Eukaryota, Metazoa, Cnidaria, Anthozoa, Scleractinia, Poritidae. The record is from the annotation of a GenBank genome assembly.
AUCUCCGCUUCUACUGGAGCUACAAGGGACUUUGCACUGACUUCUUGUAUGGAGCUUAACUCUCACAGUUGCAUCCAAUCUGGGAAAAUGAAAAUAUGCGCUAACGGCGUUACUCUUGAAAAGUCUGAUACCAAUUUCCCGAGAGCAAUGAGAGACGACGCGCAGUUAGGAAUAACUCAAAGCGAAAGACAUGACUAUGAGAAUCCCGAACUGUUUUCCAGUUUGCCAACUGUGUUUGAAGGAAAGAUGUCCGUCAGGGAACCAAAGCUCUCCAGUCGCGAGCAAUUAUCAAAUACUGGUGAGUACGUAGAGUAUACAAAGUUUGUCAGUUGUGUAAUGUUUCACAAGCUAAGACAGUUAGUAAAGCCGGAGUUCGAAAUGUGUACGCGUUUCAUGUUUAGGUUUACGUUUUGUCUUCCAUUGCCUUCUCAGUGACUAACUAUUUCGCUUUCAGUUUUUACAAGACAAUUUUCGCUUCCUUCCAUGAAAUUUCACAUGUCUUGUUGUCAAAAGGUUAUUCAUCUGCAUGUAUACAAAAGAAUGAUGUGUGAACGAGUUGUGAACUUCUCAUGUCUGAAGUGUCGUCAAGUUUUUCAUCUUAGUUAAAAAAUGAAAUCUAAGUGUUCGCACUUCGCACCUUUAUCAACUCAAUUAAAUAUUCCCAACUGCUGUGUACCUACUUAAUUCUGCAUGGGCGAUUAUUGACUUUGCGAAUACAGUUUUUGUAUCAAUGAGCACGUAAACCGUGAACCGCAUUGACUUUUCAUAACAAUGUUUAACAGUUGAAAUGAUUAAAUCAAGCCAGAUAGGGCAACCUAUUGGACACUCAAACACUCCAGUGUUAAUGAAGGUUUAUUAGACUUUAAUGGAAUCCCAUUUUGAGUUUGUCCACGUUCAGUGACAUUAAUUAUCAAGAGUUAAUACUUUUAUACCCAUUUAUAAUCGAGUUGUAAGCCAGGUGAAACCACUCCAUUAUACACGCGACAGUCUCGUUACCAGCGUCCUCGCGGUCUUUAUUCGACCCAGUUUCAGCAGCACAAUAGCGAUAUUUCGCUUCACGUCAGCUAUUGAUAUUUACGUCAACCAGGGGCUCAUUGGCUCUUGAGACAAUGGAUUCGUUUAUGUCAGUGGUUGGCACGUUUGAAUAACAAAAAACUAUGUUUACAAACAAGAGAUAUCGCUAUUGUCAAACUGAAGAAGUGUAAUUUUUUUCAUAUACUUUGAAUUAGAAAUGGUAUUUGAACCAAACCAUAGUAGGGGUUGUCCAUGAUCCGAAAUAUUUCCAAAAUCCGAAAGCCUUUCAUUAUAAGGAAUACAAUAGAGUUAACUUAUGAAAUCAAUGACAUUUUAUCAGUUUAAACUUUAAUUCGGCUCAGUUUGAAGCAUUAAGAGAAGUCAUGAAAGGCCCAUAACUGUCAAAGUCUUGAUGACCUGUAAUGUUCAGUUAUAGAAAACUUUACAAAGAGAAUUCUCCUCCACGGCUGAAACAAGUCACUUCUAUGUUUAUUGUAUUACAAAACGAAUCUUGAAUCUAAAGAUAAACAUAUUAUAAAUGGUUUUCUUUACAAAAGGCUUGUAUAGAAGGGGUGGAUGGGACAGUUAGUUUUAAGUUAUGACACUACCAAUGGCUAUUUUGAUUUUACAGCCAAUCUGCGAAUAUCUGCAUCAAAUAAUGACGUCAGAGGCGAGGAUCCUCGGCCACUCUCCCCAUUCUUCUCUCAUUGCUCAUCUCAGGAGAGUCUGGACGAAAACUUCGUUUUACGGCCGACAGGAUUGCGCAUGAUUAAUCGUAAAGUUUCAAGCCCGAGUCCUACGCGUAUGACUUCGACCAGGAGGCGAACUCUGUCUGACGCUCCAACCGAGGCUCUAAUAAGUCCAAUUAUUCCACGGAGACACCUUAGUCCAAGACAGGUAAAGGAAGGCAUGUCACGUGUCAGGUCAUGUCCAGUAAUAAACUCUGGCUCAGAUGAACACUUAAAAAAAUCGUCGCCCUCACCUCCUGUCUCACCGCGGUUUACUUUUACCGAACUAUCAUACGUCGGCGCGCAGCCGCAAAACAGAACCAAGUUUCACACGACUCCGAUUGGUGCAAGCCCAGCGCUCGCAUCCGCUGACCAAGAAAAGUUACCGCGGAUACAUCAGACUCGCGGCAGUCCAAUGCUCGUAAAGACGCAAAGAACACCAACUGAGUCUGCGCGUGAGUUGUUUAACAUGAGUCCUGUUUUGGGUGAAUCCGCUGUCUCGAUAGACCAGGACAAUAACAUUCAGUGUGACUUCAACGAUAAAGUGCAAUACUAUUUACAUACUAUAUCUGCAGAAAAAGACAUAGACCAGUAA